Messenger RNA from Mycena citricolor, 1334 nucleotides. The record is from the annotation of a GenBank genome assembly. NCBI's taxonomy places the organism in Eukaryota, Fungi, Basidiomycota, Agaricomycetes, Agaricales, Mycenaceae.
GCACCCGCAAGAUUCCGCAGAUAUACGUUCUUAUCCUGCAUACAUAUUUGAAAGUUACGUGUUACAAUUAGGUCACCAAAAUAUAUCGCGUGCCGAUGGUGAUCUCUCCCAAUGAGAGAAGCACCUACCAUGGAUCCCAUGCCCAAGUGGACGACACUAUCAAUCAGAGCCUUGCACUAGGCACCAUGAUCUUCCUCCAUCUAACCACCUUAUCCACUUCCAGAACGUGCCAACAGACCAAGUUCACGAGGCGCCUCUUGCACUAUCUAUCUUCGAUUCAGCGCGUCGUAGAAAAAGAGCACAACGAAUAAACGCACCAAAUGCCCUACUUUGGGAACCCUGACGUUGGAGGAGUUUUCUGGCCUGAGCCAGACCCGUUCUCGAGUCGACAUAGGACCGCCAAUCCUGAAGUGGGAGAGAAAGUUUCAGCAACGAAAGGGAACCAAUCUAGGGAAACCAACUCUAGUUCGUUAGCUCGACCAGGCACAACCCAGUGUAUGUAAAUACAGGGAUCAAGAUAACGGAUCAAGUCCCAGACGACCCCGCUGUGCACUCGACCCUCCAUGAUGAGCGCCUCUUGUUCUGGCGGCAUAACAAGCCGAACCGAGCCGUCUGGGCAGUCAACCAGGGCAUACCGCACGUAUCUAUGUAUCGCUCGGGCAUCCCAAGUCGCGAAGAAAGGGCUGGUGGCGAAAGAGACCAAGGCUUCUUCGCUGCGGUGCACAGUCAGAUCACACGCCCCUUCUCUCGGUCGCAGCAGAGCUCACCGGGAUUUCCACGUCUGUCGCCGCGCCAAAGCGAUCCGAGUGAAAGGGGUGUCAUCAAACGGUGUCCCGAAGCGGAUGAGCACAGGGUCGACGAGUAUCAGCGCCGCGAAAAGACGAGGUUCCGUGAAAGCAACACGACCACUGACACGCAAGCAUGUCAGACGUUGCAACCAGGAGGCAAGACGAUUAUACCAGAGACAACCGCCAAAGGAAUGGCCGACAGCAAUCAAUUUGCGUUGAUUAAACCCAUUUGCUUGUCGAUGGGCCGUUUCUCUGAUCGGGAUCAGCGGGAGCGAGGUCGCAAGUUUUCCGACCCCGGCGACUUUGGAGGGGAGAAAGUGCAGCAGAAAGUUGAGAAUGUCACGCGCAUCAUCGACUCCGUCGCCUUGAGAAUCGUUAGACAUGCAUGGCGCGGCCCGCGACUAUUCACCGACAAGCCACGAGAGUCGGACCCAGUGUCGCGUUGACUGAAGCAGAGGCGCCGUGAUGUACGGCUUCCCAAGCCCAUAUCUCGUCAAUGGGAUGACCAUCGGGAAGCGACAGGAGAUCCAGCAGUGUGGGUUCCCA